This is a messenger RNA of Patiria miniata (bat star), 2620 nucleotides long. RefSeq names its product muscle M-line assembly protein unc-89-like. Gene Ontology annotation, biological process: positive regulation of Notch signaling pathway. The coding region runs from base 43 to 2238 and encodes 731 amino acids. The transcript is spliced from 9 exons. The record is from RefSeq and is a predicted model, not a curated record. NCBI's taxonomy places the organism in Eukaryota, Metazoa, Echinodermata, Asteroidea, Valvatida, Asterinidae. Gene Ontology annotation, cellular component: nucleus.
UUGCACGUGAAAUUGAAUCGGUGGCAGACUAAACUUGGACAGAUGAAAGACAAGAUGGCAGCUUCCAUGUGGAACGACACUCGAGUUUCGCCACCGCCCAUUGCAAGUUGUUCUUACGAUUGUUACGAAAUUGAGGAAGUUGAUGUCUACAAUUUGAAAUUGGCCCUUCAAGUAAUACAGACCUCACAUACAACAGGACUGGGUCUAUCCAGUGAGCAGUACACACUGAGCCGAUUGCUGUAUAAAGCAAAUAAUCAACAACGACAUUGGAGGUGGUACCAGAUGCUGAAAAAGAUCCAAAAGGGUCUGAGAAGACUUCAAGCAAACAACCCAGUUAAAUUCAUGGAAGAUGCCAUUGGUUGUUGCCAAAUUAAUCGUAACCAGACAGGCUGUGGGUCUAUCACAAUCCACCUACCAGCUUGUCAAAUGCUGGAGUAUAUCUUAGUGAAGUUGAUGGUCCAGGCAAAGCUGUGUGCGUACAUCCUCAAUAUGGCUGAAAAAGUCUAUGUAUUUGUUGUUCAGAACAUAACAUCGGGACAGUUCCUGGCACACAACACAAUCUAUGCAAGUAUUGUAAGCCGAAUCUGGGUCAUGAUGCGUGCAAUGCUCAGGGACAUCCUACCCUGGUAUUCAACUCUUAGGCCCUGGGCAGACAGGCUCAAAGCAACAUCCAUGCAGUGGAUGUCAGCUGGUGAGGUCCUUCCACAGAGUCUGUAUGAUUGGCUGAGACCAGACUACGACCCUUACAAAUAUGCUAAUGCAAUAGACCAGACUUCCAAGAAGACAAGCUCCAGCCUGCUAGACAACAUGUUUCCUGCAGCUAACCUAGCAACACCUGAAGCAGCCAUAUCAGCAUCAUCCAUAGACCGAGAUCUCCAUGGCAAAGAUGUUGCCAUGGCACCAAGUCUAGCGCCCUCUAUGGAUCUAGGAGAGCCGAUUACAGCUAGGGAGCUGUCUGAAAACAGGAAAAGGAAGCAGACAGACUCAGAUUACCUUCAAGAACCAGCAACAAAGAAGUCACGAUGCGAGAUUGAAAGCUGGACUCCAGAAGAUCCGACUAUGAGAAUAGCAAGUGGAACCACCAUUGUCCAGCCAGAAACUUGCAUGAAGGAGUCGAGAUUCUCCCAUGAGAUAGAACAUAGUGAAGAUGUUGACUUGGGACAAAUGAAAAACAAGAAGCAAUCCAAAGGAAUCUUGAGGCAUUUGAAACAACGUCUGAAAGGAGAAGAGAAACGGACUGAGCUGGCAAGUGAUUCAGAAAGUAGAACUAACAAAGUGGCCGGUUCAAGCAAUAGAGAGCCAGAGGGGAGACGAACAACUUGGAGGAAAAACCUGAAGAAGAGUCUGAAGAAGACAUUUGAAAAGCUGACUAAGAAUCCUUCGGCUAACAAUGACAAGACAAAUCCAGACUUAGAACUGUCGAUGGAUGAACUGAAUCCAGUAGGUGAAGAGCAGAGAUCUGCAGCUUCUGUAGGGUGGUCAGAGGUUGGCCAUGGUAGGAAGAAACUGAAAGGCACACGGAAAGUUACCAAGGAAGCAUUGGCAACUGACAGCAAGGAUAGUGCAUGCAAAGGACAAGUUGAAGGGAUGCAUAAAGAUCAAAUGGAUAAAGCAGAAGGAUUUCAAAGUCGCUUGAAACUGCCAAAGAAAUCUAAGGAGAGACAGGAGAUAGAAGACAGACAACAUGAAGCAAAAGACCCGAUUGUCUCAUCAGUAGCUCAUGAUAUGGAAAACCCAUUCACUUUGACAUUUUGUCCGCCUGAAACUAGUCAAUCCAAAACCAGCAAGAAACUCAAAAAGAAAGCCAAAGACAAGAAGAAAUCCAAGAAAUUAUCAAGUAGUAGUGAGGACAGACAUCCCCAGAUUUGUGAAGAGAUGAGCAAUCGAAUAAGCAAUAUAACUGAGGAAUUUGUAAAACAUAACAAACGGAAACAGCAUAACGAUGAGAGAGAAUCGAAGAACAGAAACUCGCAAGAAAAGCCUGUUGAGAAAUUUCUCCCCACUUCUCCAUCACAGGCACCACAUCAGGACCAAAUAAAGACCAAAAAGAAGGCAGUUAAAAGAAAAAGAGAAGUGACAGAAAGUGGUGUCAGCUUGAAAGGGAUUUUCAAGAAAUCAAAGAAACAUCAAUCGGAGUCGUCGCUAGUUUGUGAUCUCGGCCAGAUAACAAGAAGAGAACCUGUAAAAUCUAACAACCAGGAAUCAGAUAUUGACAACAUCUUUGCUCUGUUAGAAUAAAAAGAGAAUGUCCAAGCAGAGCGGUUGGUUUCGUGUGAGAGGUUAAAAGCAGUGUUUGGAAAACUUUAUUUGUCACAUUAUGGUUACAAUUCAAUCAAUUUUUUUUUACUUGAUUCAAAGUCGGAAGGAUCUGGAUUAUAAAAUCAAAAUGCCUGAUUGAAGCAAACUCGAUUGAUUUUGUGGAGUUAUUAAUCAAAUGUCAUUAAAUCACCCAAAAAAUAUGGGAAGAUGAUCCAAUGGCCCAUCCCUCCGGUAAAAGUGUUGGGGGUGGGGGAAUUUACGCCCAUGGAUCUAGUAGGGUUUGGGUCAAGAGAAGUCGUUGUGAAGUUUUAGCAUCCUGUCGAAAAAAUUAUGAAAUAAAUGUAAACUUAUGCAAAAAAAA